Messenger RNA from Tribolium castaneum (red flour beetle), 6730 nucleotides. Its product is annotated as fatty acid synthase. The record is from RefSeq and is a predicted model, not a curated record. The transcript has 12 exons. Gene Ontology annotation, molecular function: 3-oxoacyl-[acyl-carrier-protein] synthase activity; fatty acid synthase activity; phosphopantetheine binding. Gene Ontology annotation, biological process: fatty acid biosynthetic process. The coding region runs from base 76 to 6705 and encodes 2209 amino acids. Lineage: Eukaryota; Metazoa; Arthropoda; Insecta; Coleoptera; Tenebrionidae.
GAAAAAACACCCCCACCACUCGCCCCCAGCUUAUAAAAACCCCAAAGCCACCCAUCGCCUGCGUCCUUGAACACAAUGUCUCGCUCCAGCGAACCCAACCACCAGUUCAGCCGCUGGCUGUCCCAGCCCCCGGAGGGCGACGAAGUCGUCGUGACCGGCAUGUCGGGCCGCCUCCCGGACUCGCUCCACCUGCACCACUUCCAGGACAACCUCUUCAACAAGGUGGAGAUGGUGAGCGACGACGACCGCCGAUGGAAGCUCGACCACAAGGAAAUCCCCCAACGCACCGCCAAAAUCCUCGACAUCGACAAGUUCGACACCGGAUUUUUCGGCCUCCACUUCCGCCAAGCCAACACCAUGGACCCCAUGAUCCGGAUGGUGCUGGAGUCGGCCAUGGAGGCCAUCUUCGACGCCGGGGUCAACCCCCGGGAGCUGGAGGGCACCAGGACCGGAGUCUUCAUCAGCGCCUCCUGGUCCGAUAUGGAGAACCGGACUUUGACGAGUAUCAGCGAACCGGAGCGGUACGGAAUCACCGGAUAUCUCCGGUCGUUGCUAGCACAGAGGAUUAGCUACUAUCUCAAGCUGAAAGGGCCCUCGUUUAUUGUGGAUACGGCGUGUUCCAGCUCCGGGAAUGCACUGGAACAUGCGUUCAAGGCCAUCCGGAGCGGGCAGUGCGACCAGGCGCUCGUUGGGUGCUCCAAUUUGUUGCUACAUCCCGGAAACUCGCUCCAGUUUUUCCGCCUCGGUGUGUUGAGCAGCGAAGGCAAAUGCCGCGUUUUCGACCAAGACGCCAGCGGUUACGUCCGUGGCGAGACCAUAGCUUGCGUUUUUCUCCAAAAAGCAAAAAACUCACGCCGAAUUUACGCCCAAAUCAUCAACGCCAAAAUCAACUCGGACGGUUUCAAAGAACAAGGAAUCACUUUUCCUUCCACCCAAGCCCAAAAAAUCCUAAUGACCGAAAUUUACGACGAAAGCAACGUCCAUCCAAACCAGCUGAGUUAUCUAGAAGCCCAUGGAACGGGCACCCAAGUGGGCGAUCCCCAGGAGGUGGAGGCAAUCGACUGUGCCUUGGCCAAACCCAGAAACAAAACACUACUUGUUGGUUCGGUUAAGUCAAGUAUUGGUCACACGGAACCGGCGUCUGGCAUUUGUUCGCUUAUUAAAGUCUUGUUGGCCAUGGAAAGUGGGCUAAUUAGCCCCAAUAUUAAUCUGAAACGCAUCAAAGAAGGCAUGGUGGGGUUUGAAAAACAAAGAAUGAAAGCUGUGACGGAAAUAACCGAACUUGAAGGAAAUGAAGCGAUUGUUGGAAUAAACAAUUUCGGGUUCGGUGGUAACAAUUGUCACGCGAUUGUUAAACGUUUUGGGAAAAUGAAAAAAAACGGGGGAUUCCCAGACGAUGAUUUGCCGAGACUUGUGUGCGUGAGUGGAAGAAGUGAAGAGGCCGUGGCGCAAAUUUUGAAUCAAGUUAAUUUGAAACUGGACGUUGAAUUUAACGCAUUGUUGCACGAGAUUUACAAAAAAGAUAUUCCGAAUCAUAUGUUUCGGGGAUUCACUCUUGUGGGCAAAAGCGGGCCUUUGGUGACGUCAGUAAAGCUCAGAAGGGCCUUAGACACACCUUUCUAUGUUUAUUUUGGACAAUUUGGACGGAACUAUAAAGUUCUAGGGCAGUUUUUAAUGGGCUUUCCGGUUUUUUGCGACACGAUUAAAAGAAUUAACGAAACCCUUUCGGGGAAAACCCCACCGCAAGCCUACCAACCCAUUCUCGGGUCUUUAAUCGUGCAGUUAGGCCUUGUUGACCUACUAAAAGCCUUAAACUUGUCACCUGUCAUUUACGGUGACAAUUGGGGAAAACUAGCAACUGCCUACUACUACAAAACGCUAACACUUGAAGAAUGCAUAAUCAGUGCUACCAACAACCACGGGAAAACCCCCGAUUUCGCCCCGGAAUUACCAAACGGCCAACUUCGAUCCGACUCUCUAACACAUGACACGCUCUUAAAUCUAAAAAACGCUUUCAUUUUAAACGUCUCUGAUUCGAAUUUAAACAACCGUGACGUCAUGAUCACAGACGGCAUCAAAAUUAACUUCCUUGAGACCAUUGGACGGUUGUACGAGUUAGGCCACACCCCUCAACUUAACCAAUUGUAUCCAAAAGUCGAGUUUCCCGUAAGUCGUGGCACUGGCAUGAUCUCGCCAUUGGUCAAGUGGAACCAUGACAGGAGCUGGUACACUUACAAAUUUCGCGAAUUUACCAUAACAGAUGCUGAGCAACGCGAUUAUUUCAUCUCGUACGUCUACGAUGAGUACAAGUUUAUGCAAGGGCACGUGAUUGACGACCGGAAUUUGUUCCCGGCUACCAAGUAUUUGACUCUAGUUUGGGAAACUUUUGCCCAAAGUCGCCGCCUACUGCCUGAGGACGUGUCAGUUGUUUUUGAAAAUUGCCGUUUUGUGCGAGCUGUCACAAUGCCCAAAACUGGCUUUGUUAAACUCCUAGUCACAAUAGGGCUUGGGAAUGGUAAUUUUGAAGUUUUGGAAAAAGACACGUUAGUUGUGAGCGGAAAAAUAAGAACUUUGGAAGAAACAAACCAAAAAGAAACCGACUUUGGGCCAAUUGAUUUAGGUAGUGACUGUACUCAAAUUUUGGAGCACGACGAAAUCUAUCGCGAGUUGUACUUGAGGGGUUAUAACUACAGCGGUUUGUUCAAAGGUAUAGCCAAGUGUAAUGUGGAAGGGUCGUCCGGUUUGGUCAAAUGGGAGGAGAAUUGGUGCACUUUUACCGAUAAAAUGCUACAGUUGAAGAUUUUACAGAAUGAUACGAGAUUGUUGUAUGUUCCCGUGGGAAUACAAAAAAUGGUUAUUAAUCCGGUUAAGCAUAAAAAAUUUGCGGAACAGUUGGGAGGUGAGGAGGCUUUAAUCCCGGUCUAUUGCUACAAGGAUGCCAACGUUAUCAAGUCCGGCGGGAUCGAGAUUUUGGGUCUCCAAGCCAAAUCAAUCGCUAAGAAAAAACAACGUCUGGAACCGGUUCUGGAAAAAUACCAAUUCGUUCCAAACUCCACCACUUUAAGCCUCGGUGACUCGAUCCGAGUCAAUACUCAAAUAAUCAUCGAAAAUUCGCUUGAAAGUCACUUCAAGUCGGUGGAAAUUCUGGACGAAACGUCACAAUUAACCCCUUUAUCACCCCUAUUUUGCAAGUCACUUGAUGAUGUUCCCGUAAUUACACCAAAUGUGAUAAUUUCCACUAAAAAAACACUCGAGGAAAUUCCGGGCGUGAAAAUCGAAGAUUUUGUUCUAACUCCUGAGAGCAAUUUACUGUUAAUUAUCGGAACAAAACUCUUACAAAGACCAACAAUUCCGAAGCUUUACUUCCAAGCUUUGAGCAGUAAAGGUUUUCUAAUCUCACGCGAAUCCAAAGAUUUUCAUUCGGAAAACAUCGAGAAUCUGGAAAUUCUCACCGAAUUCACAACUUCGGACGAGAAACUCAUCAUGUUCCGGAAGAAUUGCGCAAUUCCCGUGCCACAUUUCGUAAAAAUCGGCCCGGAAACGUUUGAUUGGUUACCGGAAUUGCAAAAGUCGCUUAAAAACCACGACAGUGUGAUUGCUUUUGCGCAAAACGAAACUCCGGAGGGAAUUCUGGGGCUGGUCAGUUGUUUGCGCCCGGAACCGACCGGAAAUAAGGUCCGGUGUUACUUCCUGAUGGACGAAAGCCCGGAAUUCGACCCGGAAAAUUCACUCUUUGCCGCACAAAUUCGUAAAGAUUUGGCCUUCAAUGUUUACAAGGAUGGCACCUGGGGGACGUACAGACACUUGCUUUUGGAGGAGUUGGAGGAGGUGGAGAGUGAGCAUUGUUACGCCAAUGUGACAGUGAGGGGGGAGUUGGGGAGUUUGAAGUGGCUGGAGGGGCCCAUGAGGAAGGAUUCGGUCAUUAAAAAAGGAAAUGUUAUGAUUUUGAAUUAUUACGCCACCAUUAAUUUCAAGGACGUGAUGUUGUCGUCUGGACGCAUCAAUGUCGAUGUUAUCACCAGUGAUAGGAGGGAGCAGGAGUGUGCCAUCGGUUUUGAGUUUGCAGGAAGGGAUUUGAGGGGGCGCCGUUUAUGCGGAAUGACCGACAACUCGGCUUUUUCUUCGCACAUUUCCGCCGACCCGACGCUUUUAUGGGAAAUCCCCGAUUCUUGGAGCCUCGAAGAUGGCGCCACUAUUCCCGUCGUCUACGGUACCGUCCUGUACGCCCUCCUCAUGGUCCGCAAACUCAGACCAGGAAGUUCAAUUUUAAUCCACUCAGCGACUGGCGGAAUAGGCCUAGCGGCCAUUAACGUAUGUCUUUACUACAAGUGUCAAAUCUACCUCACAGUGGGCACGCAAGAAAAACGCGACUAUUUGAGGAAAAUGUAUCCUCAAAUACCUCAAACUCGCAUUGGCAAUUCACGCGAUACUUCCUUUGAGGAAAUGAUCAAACGGGAAACAAACGGGCGUGGAGUUGACAUAGUUUUGAAUUCUUUGAGUGAGGAGAAAUUAAUGGCGUCGGUCCGGUGUGUGGCUCCUGGGGGCCGUUUUCUGGAAAUUGGGAAAUUUGACCUUGCUAAUAACACCCAAUUGGGGUUAUUAAUGAUGGAGAAAGGAAUUAGUUAUCAUGGGGUUAUGCUUGACCAGAUUUAUAAUAACAGCCCAGAAUUGAAACGUGAAUUGUCCCAGAUUGUGUCCGAUGGUAUAAAAAUUGGGUUCAUUAAACCCUUACCACGGGUUGUUUUCAAACGCGAGGAAAUCGAAGCCGCCCAUCGUUACAUGAUGACUGGGCGUCAUAUGGGCAAGGUCAUGCUCAAAAUCCGGCACGAAGAACCAAAAACUGCGCACAUCCCAAAUGAUCAAUUGUUCAAAGUUCAUCCACGGUUCUAUGCCAAUGGGAGCAAAGUCUACAUUAUCAUCGGAGGCCUUGGAGGCGUAGGUUUAGAGUUAGCUGAUUGGUUGGUACUCAGAGGUGCCACAAAACUGGUACUUGUAUCACGUCAUGGCGUCACAACUGGGUACCAAAACCAACGCCUAACCAUAUGGAAGUCAUACGGUGUCCAAGUCGUGAUUUCCACCCAUGAUAUUACCACGAAACUUGGUUGCCUUCAAUUAAUCAAGCAAGCGGCGACCAUGGGCCCCAUUGAUGGUAUUUUCAACCUUGGGGUGGUUUUAAAAGACGCUCUAUUCGAAGACCAAAACGAAGAAAGUUUCAAAUUAUCACGCGCGCCUAAAUCAACAGCCACUCGAUUCUUAGACGAAAUCACACGAGUGUCAUGUCCGGAAUUGCGCCAUUUUGUCGUGUUUUCGUCAGUGGCGUGCGGACGCGGAAAUGGCGGACAAACCAACUAUGGCAUGGCCAACUCGAUUAUGGAGCGAAUUUGCGAAAAAAGGAAAAAUAAAGGGUUCCCGGCCUUGGCCAUCCAAUGGGGAGCAAUCGGUGACGUCGGUUUAGUUGCUAAGAUGCAGAAGGAGAAUCGCGAGCUAGUGAUUGGCGGGACAUUGCAACAAAAAAUCUCAAGUUGUUUGGAAGUUUUGGACCGUUUCCUGAAACAGGGGAAUCCCGUAGUUUCGUCAAUGGUCGUAGCGGAAAAACACAACCGGAAUGAAAACCUCAGUGCUGUAGAAGCCGUUGCUUUAGUUUUGGGAAUCAAAGACAUAAAAACAGUCAGUCAACAUGCGACUUUAGCCGAGUUAGGAAUGGACUCCAUGAUGGGAACCGAAGUAAUACAACUUCUCGAAAAAGAGUACGAAAUUUAUAUCACAGCUAAGGACGUCCGCAGCCUCACAUUUGCCAAGUUGCGGGAAAUUGAAGCCGACCGAAGCGAAGUGAAAGCGAGUGACACUAAAACGUCCAAAGGCACCAACUUGCUAAUGAAAUACAUCCCUGACAGCAAAACUAGUCAUCUGCCAAUAAUAAGGCUCGAAAGCCGCGUAAAGGAAAGUGCAAACGCCCCCACUAUUUUCCUAUUGGCUGGAAUUGAGGGCGUUUUCCACCCUUUAGCCAACUUGACGAAAAACCUAAACGCCCACAUUUUCGGGGUCCAGUACGAUUACAACAACCCUGAGGACACCAUAACUGAGGUGGCCCUUAAACUACUACCUCACAUCGAAGCCAACUUGCCCCAAAAUAGGCAAUUCAAGAUCAUUGGCUACUCGUUUGGGGCCGCUGUGGGGCUCGAGGUCGUGUCACUUUUGGAAAAAAUGGGGCUAAAGGGCAAAAUGGUCACAAUUGACGGUUCGCCCUCUUACUUAACUGCCUCAGCUAAGGAGUAUCUCCCAGAGGUGGACGAAGCCGAGUUCCAGACGGCUCUAAUCUUCAAAAUUCUGGCAGUAUUAGUACCAAUUGAUCUUCUAGUUGCUUUCAAAGAUAAGUUACUCAAGUGUAAAGACAUGAACGAGCGCUGUGACCUGGUACUUGAAAUGCUCCCAAUUGAGGUGGAAAUCAAGCAAAAAAUGGAAAAACAAGCAGCCUUGACGCUGUACAAACGAUUUAAGGCCGUAAUUGGCUACAAGUUCGAACACGAGAAGAUAAAAUCACCGGUGCAUUUAGUUAAAGCCAAGUUUGCAAUGGUCAAUGAAGAAGACGACUAUCAGUUAUCGAAAUGUUGUGAAAGUGUCGAGUUUAGUACAGUUAAUGGCGACCACGGCACAAUUUUGGACCAGGAGGAGCUAGUGAAAAAAGUUGAGGGGUUUUUACUUUAACAGAAAUAAAGUUUUUGUAGGAAAA